CCUAAUCAACCAAGCCAGACUUAUUCGCAAUCCACUAUCAUUCCUCAUUUACGAUGAAGGUUGCAGUAGUCGGCUCGGGUGUCUCAGGACUGGCAGCGACUUGGCUGCUGAACGAACACAGCGACCACGAGGUCCAUCUAUUUGAAGCGGACACACGCGUUGGUGGACAUGCCAACACUGUGAGCUUCGAGCAACCAGGUGCGAAGGGGGCCCCAGGUGUGGAUGUCGAUACAGGCUUUAUUGUCUUCAACCCCUCCACCUACCCCAACUUCCUACGGUUCCUCCAUCUCUACCCGGAGCUGAAAGCUGCAGUGCAGCCGACGGACAUGACAUUCAGUGUAUCGCGCGAUGACGGUGUAUUUGAGUGGGCAGGCAAGGGCCUCGGCUCGUUGUUUUGCCAGUCGAUGCGCGUGUUUGACCGGAGCAUGUGGAGUAUGAUAUACGAUAUCUUCAGGUUCAACGCAUGCGCGCCGAGACGUUUUGGAGAAGAGAAGGGGGAAGAGCUGUCCAUUGGGGAGUACCUCAAGAAGGAGGGAUACUCAGAUUCGUUCAAGGACAAUUACUUGAUCCCUAUGACUGCAGCGAUAUGGAGUACACCACCAGAUAUUUGUGCGCUCGACUUCCCAGUUCGAACACUGGUUCAAUUCAUGAGCAACCACAAUCUGCUACAAAUCACUGGCAAACCGUCCUGGCUUACGCUCCGCGGUGGCAGUCGAGUGUACGUCGAUAGAAUUGUCUCUUCCCUUCCCCCGUCCCACCUGCAUCUCGCCUCGCCCGUCCGCGCUGUAUCAACCUUUCCGACGACUACGCCGUCCCCACGAACCUCCAAAGCAAAGCACGAAGUACAUCUACAGCUCGCAAGCGGCGUCGUGGAGGUUUUUGACCAUAUCAUCCUCGCCUGUCAUGCUGACUCCGCCCUUGAGAUCUUGCACCAAGGUAAGUCAGUCGGUGGGCCAAGCGAUGAGGAGCAGAGGGUAUUAGAGAUGUUCAAAUUCAACCAGAACGAAGUAGUACUGCAUUCAGACGUCAGGCUGAUGCCGAAGAAAAGGGCAGCUUGGAGCUGCUGGAAUUACUUGACUUACUCAGAGGUCGAUAAUGAGACGGGCAAGAGUAAGGCAAACGUCAACAAGGUUGCCUUAACAUACUGGAUGAACGACCUGCAGCACAUCUCUGAGAAGAAACAUGGUCCAGUCUUUGUAACAUUGAACCCGCCAUUCGAACCUGCGCCGGACAAAGUCGUCGCGAAGUUCAAAUACGAACACCCGGUUGUGGACUCACGGGCGGUUACAGCGCAGCGUCUCAUAUCCUCGAUUCAGAACGUUCGAGGUAUCAGCUACGCAGGCGCUUGGCUCAAGUAUGGAUUCCACGAGGACGGCUUCACGACUGGUCUUCGGGCUGCUCUAGCUCUACAAGAACACACGCCGAACGGGGACGCCAUCCGUUGUCCGUUCGACGUUCGGGACGCGGAACAUGAGCCAAGGACGAAUACGUUCGCAGUGUUGUUCUUUGGCGUGCUUGAACAAACGGGUACUAGAGUGGGUUUAGGGCAUGUGUUAGGUUUUCUGUUGGAUGUGCUGAGUGCACUGUUGUAUGUGAUGUUCAGCAGCAUAUCAUGAGUGCUCUGCUGCGCAUGAUGGUUCGUAGAUGGAAACUAGAUUGAGUUGCAGAGAAAAAGUACGGCUACCAUCCGAUGUGAAUUUCUUCAUGUGCUGCGAC
Molecule: messenger RNA, 1716 nt
Organism: Phanerochaete carnosa HHB-10118-sp
Lineage: Eukaryota; Fungi; Basidiomycota; Agaricomycetes; Polyporales; Phanerochaetaceae
Exons: 13
Coding region: 54-1616 (520 amino acids)
Molecular function (GO): oxidoreductase activity
Source: RefSeq, a predicted model, not a curated record